Messenger RNA from Coregonus sp. 'balchen', 3332 nucleotides. NCBI's taxonomy places the organism in Eukaryota, Metazoa, Chordata, Actinopteri, Salmoniformes, Salmonidae. The record is from the annotation of a GenBank genome assembly.
AUGAAGGCAGGCCUGUGGUGUGGUGUGGUGUGGUGUGGUGGACUGUGGAUAUGUCAGAUAUGAAAUGGCUGCAUGGGGACAAAGGGAGGCCAGGUUGCCAGGUUAGAUCGGGUGUCUCCUGCCACCGAGCCCUUUGGUUCCCCUUUAUAAUGGCAGCAUUUCAUCAUUUCCCCCCCAUCUGAAUGGCAGCCGCUUUGACAGCAGAGAAUAAGGGCUGUCUUCCAGCAUGCCUUCAGCGUAGUAUCAGCCCUUAGUGCUGCUCUGUGGCUGACUGAUGCCUCACACUGCACUCAGGUUACACUGGAUGGGUCCCAAACGGCACCCUAUUCCCUAUAUAGUGCACUACAUUUGACCAGAGCCCCUGGUCCAAAGUAGUGCUGUGGUCCAAAGUAGUGCACUAUAUAGGGAAUAGGGUGCCGUUGUCUUCUACAACUGGGGCUUAGGAGUGGGCAUGCAAUACUUUUUGAGGAAUAUGAGGGAUGUUUUUUUGUUGUUUUUUUUAAACUCUGAGAAUUUAAUAUCUACACGUUUGCUGGCUAUAUUGACAUAUUCUUUCCAAUGUUAAUUGAAACAUGAUUAUUGACACAACCAAUAUGUUGAUAAAUGAUAUCCAUCUCAGCACACCGUGGGUGAACUCUUGGAUAAGGCCAGUCAAUCGUCUGUGUUCUGGUAUUUAGGGUCACUGCACAUGGCCUCUCUUCUUGGCAGUGGCACUCGGAUGAGAAUACCACCUGUCAGGGCCUGCGUUCAACUCCCGGCACAAUAGGUUGUAUCCAACUUAACUAUUGAGGAGUAGAAUUCAAAAUGAUUUUGAAUUGGCAUUAAAGAACACUGCAUUGUGUAAAAAGGUUUAAGAAAUAAUGAGAGCCCCAUAUACACUCAACGGACAGUUUACUGGGUAUGCCCAUUUAGUACUGGGUUUUGGACCCUCCUUUGCCUCCAGAACAGCAUGAAGUCUACGGGGAGUUCUACAAGGUGUUGGAAACAUUCCACAGGGAUGUUGGUCCAUGCUGACACGAUGACUCCGUCAUUCCUGUGGACUAGAGCAUCCUCUGUUACCAAAAUGUGUCAAAGUUAUCUAUAAAAGUUAUGCCAACAGAGCUGAAGUAGUCUUUUAGCCAGAUGUGUAAUGUCAGUAGCCUGCAAAGAAUCUUUCGCAGCCGUGGCCCAGCGAUGGCAGAUGGCUUGAAAUAAUCUGCAGAUUUUGGAGUCUUUCAGAGCUAGAAUCAGUUCUUUCAAAUCCAUUUUCAGCAGUUCCCGAGCUAGCCUUCCUAAUGUCGUUUGUCCCCACAUGGACUACGACAGCGUCAGCCCCCCCGGCAGCUUUCGUAGAACGGUAGGAAGCAGCCAUCCUCCUCGUGGCCCACCCGGCCCUACAGGGGACCAGGGGGGUGACAUGGUGCCCAUUGUGGUCUCCUCCAGUAGGGUGAAUGUCCUGGGUCUGGUGGUCUUCUCUAUAGGCUUUGGUCUGGUCCUGGGAGAGUUGAAGACCUCUGAAGGACUUCUCUGACUGCCUGAACGAAGCCAUUAUGCGCCAGUUCAGCGUCAUCAUCUGGUAAGUAAACAGUAAUAAUGGCCGUGGCUCAUCUUGCUAUGUAUUUUUAAAAAUAAUAACAAUAAUAAUAACAAUAAUAAUAACAAUAAUAGUUGUAUACAUUAUUUUAGAACACAAUUGCUAUAGAAGGCAUUUAAUAAUUCUGCCCAUGUAGAUUCUAUGUGGCCCUAAAGCUGCAUUCAUGCCCUCUUAGACGUUUCCCUGUGGGAUUGUUUCUUACUUUCCAAUGUUCAGUGGUGCACAUGAAUGCAACACAACUCUGCUUUGUCUCAGUCCCUCAGGUACGCCCCAGUGAGGAUCCUGUUCUUGAUAGCAGGGAAGAUCAUGGAGAUGCGUGACGUUGGAGAGAUGGGGGGGUCAGCUGCACACUCUGUGUGUGAUAACAGGCCUGCUGGUUCACAGCCUGGUUACCCUGCUCUCUGCUCUACCUCACCGUUACACACAGGAACCCCUACCUACUGCAGGCACUGGGAACCUCAUCUAGGUGAGGCUACUCAUGAAAUACUGCACACACUGGAUAUUUGGUUUGACUUCAGGAAGUAGUUAAGGAAAACUUUAUUUUUUUGUUAUUAUACUGAAUAACAGAAAAUAAGGAACUCAUGGUCCUGAAAUAAGGUCUUAUGAUCGAAGCUGUCAUUCAACCAUCCAUUUAUUCAUCCAUCCAUCCACUAACCCAUUCAUCCAUCCAUCCAGCCACACAUUUACCCGUCCACCUACCCAUCCACUCACCCAUUCAUCCAUCCAGCCAUCCAUUCAUCCAUCCAUCCAUUCACCCACCCAUCCACUCACCCAUUAAUUCAUUCCUUCAUCCAUCCAUCUAUCCCAUUCAAAUGUACUUAUUUUCUUCCUAAUCCCUCCCUCAGCUCUGCCACACUGCCCAUCACAUUCCGCUGUCUGGAAGAGACCAAUGAUGUGGACAAGAGGGUACACCUCCCUGUGGGCGCUACCAUCAACAUGGAUGGGACAGCGCUCUACGAGGCCGUGGCAGCCAUCUUCAUUGCCCAGGUCAACCACAUGGACCUCAUCAUCAGGUACACUCUUAGAAAAAAAGGUGCUAUCUAAAACCUAAAAGGGUUCUUCGGCUGUCCCCAUAGGAUAACCCUUUGAAGAACCCUUUUUGGUUUCAGGUAGAACCCUUUUGGUUCCAUGUAGAACCCUUUUGGGUCUAAAAAGGGUUCUAACUGGAACCAAAAAGAGUUCUACCUGGAACCAAAAAGGGUUUUCCUAUGGGGACAGCCGAAGAAGCCUUUUGGAGGGGGAAAGAGAGGAGACCAGGGGGAAAGAGAGGAGACCAGGGGAAAAGAGGGGAGACCAGGGGGAAUGAGAGGAGACCAGGGGGAAAGAGGGGAGACCAGGGGGAAAGAGGGGAGACCAGGGGGAAAGAGGGGAGACCAGGGGGGGAAAGGGGAGACCAGGGGGAAAGAGAGGAGACCAGGGGGAAAGAGAGGAGAACAGGGGGAAAGAGAGGAGACCAGGGGGAAAGAGAGGAGACCAGGGGGGAAAAGGGGAGACCAGGGGGAAAGAGGGGAGACCAGGCAAGACCAGAAAGACCUGGUUCCAGAGUUUGUCCUGGACAGUAACACAGGGGCCCUAGUCAUAUUCGACUUUUCAUCUACUUGUCCUGUUUCCUGUCACCAGUAUCACAGCGACAGCAACCAGUACUGGAGCAGCAGAGAUCCCUCAGGCUGGCCUGGUCACCAUGGUGAUCAUACUGACCUCUGUUGGCCUGCCCACUGAAGACAUCACCCUCACCAUAGCUGUCGACUGGUUCCUGUGA